Durusdinium trenchii is the source of this 1595-nucleotide messenger RNA. Lineage: Eukaryota; Dinophyceae; Suessiales; Symbiodiniaceae. The record is from the annotation of a GenBank genome assembly.
GCGGGGAGCCAUGGUUUGCCGUUUGCACCUGGCCUCACUACCUGAAAGGAGCCUAUAUUCAGCAUGCUGUAGCCACUGGCCAGUGGACGAAUUGCCGUUUUCACGUGCCACAGCUCAACAUGAGCUCUCGACCCUCUGCCCUCCAUGAGCUCUCGACCUUCGCCGAGAGAUUUCGACGAGAGCGACAAGGAGAAGGACCUCGGCAAAGGACAUGAAGCAAAACGCCCUCAGAUUCCGAAGGACGAAGACCUUGAUCUCGUCAACCCGGACCUGGAGAAGGAUGAAGAUAUGGAAGAUGCAGCCCAAAGCCCCACGCGGCUCUACGAUGAGGCCAUUCCCAGGCCGCCCCACGAGGUCAGUCGGGGAACCUCAGAGGUGGUGGCGAGCAUUCGGAGCAUCCGGAGUCAGCGAACCUACGAACUUAGCCGCUUUGCUGGAGAUGCCAACCGCUCAGAAGCAAGUGGGCUGAGGGCGCAGUCUGAGGCAGAGAUGGGACACGUUCCUGGAGCUUUAUGCGAUGAGCUGGAGCAAAGCCCACCUGAAUCAGCUGGUGCCUGGGGUUCGAAGCGCCAGAGCCGACGGUUUCAGGUCAAUAUUUGCAAGAAGGGCAAGCAGCUGGGGCUUCGAUAUGAUGAUACUGAUGGACUGGCCCUGGUCAUCAGCAAUAUCGACCCAGGCGUCUUCUAUGAUUCGAUGAUGGAGCUGAGCUCGGAUCAGUGGGCCAUGCCAGAUGAUUGCAUCAUCGAAGUCAAUGGCGUGCGUGGGAACAGAGAGAGGCUGGAGGAGCAAUGCAUGAACUCUGAUGUCCUCUCCAUGACAUUGGAACGACUUCUCCCUCCUCCGAACCAGCGGAUCUUCUGCCAAAACUCCGAUCCCACGGUCAUUGUGCAUGCCUACGACCUGUUUGGGCAUGGCAAGGGGAUUUUGUCCUGCAUGGCUCGCACCGUGAACAGUGUCAGUACGCGCUUUGGCCUAUUUCACACAGGCGUAGAGGUCUUUGGCAACGAGUGGUUCUUCGGCGCCUCCCUGGAGGGCCUCUUCCAUGGAGUGAACUGCGCUACGCCCAAGCAGCACCCCGUGCACCGCUACCGCACCAGUGUGGCUUUGGGCUCCACAAAGAUCACUCCUGAUGGCUUUGAAGAAAUCAUGCCGCUGAUUAGAAUGAAGUGGCCUGCAUGGACAUACAAUCCGAUUUCCAGGAACUGCCACACCUUCACAGAUUUCUUUUGCCACGUUUUGGGCUUCCAGUCAGUGCCAAAAUUCGGACUGUUCAGCCGCGCGCCGAAGGAUGCGCCAGGUGCCAGCUUGGCUGAUAUGCGGUCGCUCGUGCCCUGCGGAGCUUGCCCAUCACUCUUGACCAGCGAGGGUCGAGUCAUGCCCGUGUCGCCCCGCAGCGGCGCCAGCUGCGUUCGCUUCGAGCAGUGACGUUUGCUGCGGAUGCGGUCAGUGCUUAGCGGUCACGGGCUGGCGGCAGUGAACGAAAACGUCUUUUCAUUCAGCUGACCCUGUGACCAAAUGAUGGUUUCGGGGCAGUUUGAAAGGGUGUCAAUGCGGGAAGAUCCCCCACCAUUAGGGACGCGUUGCUUUCGAUCAGG